GUAGGAGGAAGGAGACGCCAUUAGAGGGAGGCAGAGAGGGAUCGUUCUUCGCUUUUCCUCCGGUGCCUGACGUGGUGGGCUGGGGCCCUUCAUUCUCGGACUUUCCCUCAGCCCUUCCAGGCCUCGCCCGAGGAGGGCGUGGGGACAGCGCCCGGGUCGGCGGGGCCGGGGCGGUGGGGGCUGAGCCGGCCGUGGCUGUGAAGGCGCUGCCGCGGCUGUCGGGAGGGCGGCGCGACACUCGGGCUCGGGCGGCCGGGAAGCGACGGGAUGGCUGCGGCCGGCGGCGGCGGCGGCGGGGCGGCGGCGGCGGGCCGAGCCUACUCGUUCAAGGUGGUGCUGCUGGGGGAAGGCUGCGUGGGGAAGACGUCGCUGGUGCUGCGCUACUGCGAGAACAAGUUUAACGACAAGCACAUCACCACUCUGCAGGCAUCAUUCUUAACAAAGAAGUUAAAUAUUGGUGGGAAAAGAGUAAACCUUGCCAUAUGGGAUACGGCAGGUCAAGAGAGAUUCCAUGCAUUGGGUCCAAUUUACUACAGAGAUUCAAAUGGAGCGAUUUUAGUUUAUGACAUAACAGAUGAAGAUUCUUUUCAGAAGGUAAAAAACUGGGUCAAAGAAUUACGGAAAAUGUUGGGAAAUGAAAUCUGUUUAUGUAUAGUUGGUAAUAAAAUAGACUUGGAAAAGGAGAGACAUGUUUCCAUUCAAGAAGCAGAGUCGUAUGCAGAAUCUGUGGGAGCAAAACAUUAUCAUACUUCAGCCAAACAGAACAAAGGAAUUGAGGAACUCUUUCUUGACCUUUGUAAAAGGAUGAUAGAAACAGCACAAGUGGAUGAGAGAGCAAAAGGCAAUGGCUCUAGUCAGCCGGGAACUGCAAGGCGAGGUGUACAGAUUAUUGAUGAUGAACCUCAAGCCCAGACCAGUGGUGGAGGGUGCUGUUCUUCUGGAUAACUGUUCACGCCUAAGAAAUUAAAAGACAGAACAAAACUGUGGAUCAUUGCCCUCAACAUGAAGACUGCCAUAUUCCAAGUCACAUUAUUUUACCAAUGGAAUUAUAGAAUUAACAGUAUUUUAAAUUACGUUUAUAACACUGCAGAGACCUUAAGUGCUAAACUUAGUGGAGUUUGUGACCAGAGAAUUGGCAUUUUCUACAAAUGUUUUUUUUUGUUUUUUUUUUGUUUUUUUUUGUUUUUUUUUGAGACGGAGUCUCGCUCUGUCACCCAGGCUGGAGUGCACUGGCUUGAUCUCGGCUCACUGCAAGCUCCACCUCCCAGGUUCACGCCAUUCUCCUGCCUCAGCCUCCCGAGUAGCUGGGACUAUAGGCGCCCACCACGACGCCCGGCUAAUUUUUUGUAUUUUUAGUAGAGACGGGGUUUCACCAGGUUAGCCAGGAUGGUCUCGAUCUCCUGACCUUGUGAUCCGCCCGCCUCGGCCUCCCAAAGUGCUGGGAUUACAGGCGUGAGCCACCGUGCCCGGCCUACAAAUGUUAACAAAGCAAUUACCAAUGGCCUUUUUACAUAUUUUUUCUUUAAUGAGGAAUAAUAUGCAUGUAGAAAAGACCUACUUAAAGUCUUCAUUUAUAUUCUUUCAAAUCAAAUCUUUAUUUAAUAACUUAUAUAUGUUGUUGGAAUGGUUACAUUUUUGCAGCCCUUUGUAUUUUGUGGUAGUUGAAAUUGUAUCACUUCUAAACAGCAAACUGUUUUUGUUUUUAAUUAGCAGAUAUCUGAAGUACUAUUUUUGCAGGGUUUGCACAGGCCCGUAACUGUCUACUACUUUGAUAUAAUCUGUAUACAUCCUGUAUGCUGAGCUGGUAAAAUACAUUGUAAAUUACAUAUUAAAUAUUUUAUCUGCUUUUACAAGCGCAAGGUGCAAAAAUAUAUACAAUAGUCUCAUUGAUGACUGUAAAGUGAAUUAACAUUUGGUGAUUAUGCCUAGCUUUUUUGACUAAUAUAAAGAUCAUAGCUCCCCUUCACUUCUGUCUUAACUUGAACAUGGCGUGUUUAAAUUUUCAUACAUACUUUACUUGAAUUAUUGCUGUUGUCACAUAUUUUUGCCUCUGUGAGUUCAUCUGAUGAUUGAGCAGUAGCAUUUGCCUUUUGGGUUUUUUGUUUGUUAUUAUAGAAGAGAUGACUUCUGCUGAUUUUGCUUUAGAAUGGUUACCUUAGAAGAAUUUGGGUGGCUCAUGUUGAAUUUCACUUCUGCAAUAGCUUUCAUUUUCUCAUAGGCUUUAUAAGAGAUGGGUUCAGUGGUAUGAGCAGAGGAAGAGAUCCCAGAUAGUAGCCAGUUAACCAAGACUCAUUCAUAUAGCACGUAGUUUAUGUUCCUGAGGCAGCACUUUUAGAUCCUUUGUGAGCAAGUUCUAUUUGUUCAUUGCUUGCCAGAGAUGAACACAGAAUGUUCUGUUUCAUUUUACAAGAACUAUCCUGAGUUUCUGUGGAUGGAAACAUUACAUGUAAUGCAGAUAUAGUGAACACUGGAAAGAUUUAUUAAAGAAUUAUAUUUGUGUAUACUUUAUAAAUUAGUCCCUCAUUAGAUUUUUUUUUCUUAAGCAUAAGACUGAACUUAAAUGUGUUAAUUUUAGUAGAAUCAGGCACUGCUCGCAGAAGGAACACAGAUUGUAGAGAUUAACAUAAAUUGUUCUUGUUCUAAUAUAUAUAUUUUUUCAUUUCUGUCGUGCUUGGAAAACUAGUAAAUAUUAUGUCUAAGAUAAAAUGGAAUGGCCCCUGGAUUUACUUCUUAUAAGAAGCAGUAGUAUGUAAUAAAGCUAUUAGCAUGAGCAAUUAAGAGGCUAUAAAGAGAUUAUAGUUACAAAAGAAAUACUGCCAUAUUUUUAAGUUAAUAACUUAAACCUUCUCAAAUGGGUUAAAAGUUGAAUGAAUUGACACCCUGAUGUUAUGAUGUUGGAAUUUUAACUUAAACUGGGAGGCAUUCUGUGAGCCUUCACUUUACCUUCUUUAAUUAUUGUCCUUGCUAAACUCAACACAGACUUUUCUGUUAUGUGUUUUUGAGGAAGUUGGGGUGGGAAGAGUCAGGGAGAUAAGCUAAAAUUGUCUUCUUUUAUGGGGUAAUUGUACUCUGUAGUCUCUUGGUUUCCUGUGAAGUUAGUAUUUAUGUGGGGGUGGGGGAAGGUAGCAAGAAUCAUGGGUAUCACGGUACUUUGUUUUUGACCUCCUGGCUCUUUCAGACAGAGUGAAGAAAGCUUUUCCAUUCUUACUGUUGUAGAAGUAGAUAGGAAAUAAGCUUUUCUCAUUACAGUGAAAUAUGUUUUAAAAACUAGAGUAGCUGGGCACAGAGGCAUGCAUUUGUAGGGCCAGCUACUUGGGAGAGUGAGGCAGGAGGAUCACUUGAGGCCAGGAUUUCAAAUCCAGCCUAGGUAACACUGAGACCUCCAUCUCGUAAAAGGCACAAAAACUAGUUAGAGAUGAAAUUGAGCUUUAUUUUAAAAAAACGUUCUAAAGCCUGAUAAUUGGAGAGCUAUACUUCAGCUUUUCAUCCUACUUUAAUGAAACAGCUAGAUAGGAACCUCUGCUCCAGAAUUGCCAGAUAAUUAUUGGUGGGUCAUAACUAUUCUUCAUAUUUUUUUUUUCUUUUUUCUCCUUUGGUUUCUGUGUUAUCUUUCUUAACCUCACGUAUUUCUUUAUCCUUUUUAGUGGGGGCCUGUAAUUGAGGCUAAUUCAAUAGCAACAAUAGACAACAUGAUAUGGCUGCUGUCACUUUGAAACCCAAAAGGUCUUUGGGUAGGAAUAGAGUAAUGAAAGAGGACCAGUCAACUUCAGUAUAUAUACAAAGGAAAGACAAAGAGAUGAUAAACCAAGGCUGAGGAAAUUUUUCUGAUGCUUUCUUCAUUUCUCUAAUAUACCUUUUGCAUUCUUUUUCUGAUAAUUGUGCUAUUAGGCAGAAGACACAAGUUACCACGUUGUGUAUUAAAAGCAGUAGGUAGGUUGUGCCAGUAUUUUUUCAGCCAGUAAGCAUAUACAGUUAACUUAUAUAAUUAAAAAUUGGUUUAAGAUAGUGAUUAAAAAUACCUGAAUAUUAUGUUAAAAGUAUACAAUCAUUGUUUCUGUAAUGAUGAUGGGUAUUCUGCUUCUUGUUUUUCAUUGUAAUUACAGGGGAAGAUUGUUUUUGAAAAUGUAUAUUGCCAUGCUUUUGGGGUAAGCAGUAAUGUGAAAAGAAAAAAGCAUUAUGUUAUUGUAUGAAAUAUAAGUGUUCAGAUUUGUUUUGUCUGGGGUGUUGCCUAAGAAUACCCUAAAGCUAUGGCUGUUACUGCAUUGAAAUCUUUUUUUUUUUUAAUAGUAGCCAUAUGUUAUUAGUGGAGUACUUUAUAUUUGACAUUAAAGUGAAGAAGAAGAGUAGUACUUCACUUUUAGGUUUUUAGUAGUGAAAGAUAAAAUUGGAAAAAUAGGGAAAGAGCAUAGGGAGGAAUAGAAUGGAAGUCAAGUAAAUAAAAAACUACAACCUGACAGUUUUUUAAAUCACUUUGAAAAGUACAUUACUUUUAUCAAAGAGUUUCUAAUUAAGGCAAACUAUGCAUUAUGCCAAAUAUUAAGAACAUUUUAAAAAUGGAUUGUGAUACUGUUUAUUUCUUUAAUUAUAUAAUUUGCAAUUUUCUGUAUUAUAAGUGCUACCAGGAUUCUAGAUAGUUGAUCUUACAUAUUCAGAUAGUAUAGUUUACUCUUAUAAUUACCCGUUACGUUAUCUCUAAAAGUAGUUUGAUCUGUGCCUUUAACUUUUAGAAUUCAUCUUUUGACUUGUUUGCCACUGUAGAGUUUUCAGUUUUCUCUGUAGAUUCAGUGUGACAAAGAGGGAAUACAUAAUUUGUGACCAUUUAAGAUGCUGAUAUUUUCUGGAAAAGGAUAUAGAUAGUAGUAGUGACCCGCAGGAGCCUCACAAUAAUGUCUAAAGAUAUAAACUGAGUAGAUCCCUAAGUACUCUUCUCUAAAUUAUAAAAUGCAUUACCUAGGCUUUAAUAGUUAAAAGCUGGAAUUUAUUGAACCGCAUCUACUUGAUUUCAUAAUAUGCAUUGAUUUUAGUAUGUUGCUGUUCUGUUAUCUGUAAUCAACUAUAACAGAGUAAUAUAUUUGGUGUUCUGGACCAAAAUUCGUGCUACACAUAUGUCUGAUGGCCUUUACCUUUUCAAGAAAACAGUUGCAAUUUUGAGCAAAAUUUUCCUAGUUGUAAUAUUUUAAUAGUGUUAUGUAUUGGAAAAAAUUUAGAAAUACUCCUAAGAGUUUUCAAUUUCAAGCAGAAAUGCUUCUCUUCUAAAUAAAUACCACUUAAUUGAUAGACCUUUAGCAGUUCUUGUGCUAUCUAGGAUUUAUACAUUUUUGCUUUUCUGGAAAACUGCUUUGGCGCAUUAACCUUUCUACUGCAACAUUUUCUCUUCAGUAGAUAUAUGAGUAAACAUGAUGAGUUAAUGUUACACAGCAUACCCAGUUAGGUCUCUUAUUCUUAAAGCAUCUUUCUUUAGAAGUCUGCACAUAUUUUCAAAUGCAUCAUAUUAAAGGCACAAGUCAAGAGGAGGUGGAGUUGCCUACUUCAGUGGCCUUUAUUCCCACUAUACCAGUUCUCAGUCUUGAUUUUGAUACUUUCUGGCAACUGUAUCAUCUCUUCACUAUCACGUAUUUUAAGAAAAAGCUAAGGUGAUUUCUUUACAUUUGAACAUGUGUAGAUCAAUGAGAGAAUGGUGAGGGAUAGCAAGGAUAAAGUAUAAUGUUGAAAAGUAGAAAGAAGUGGUAUCUGCUAAACUCUAGCUUUAGUAGCAAGCUAUUUUAAGGAAAUCAUUGUAUGUGGUACUUCCUAGAAAUAUGAAAGUUCCUCAUUUUGUAUUUAAUUAUGUAAGAAAAUGUUCUAGGAAAAGAAUAAAAAACAUAUAUUGUCAAAGUGCCCUUUGGUAGUGCUCCCAAAUGGUAGUAACUAUUGGUCUCUAGUAUAUACUCCUCAAAUAUCUUUUUGCUAUGUAUUAAUAUAUCUAUAUGUUUACAUAUAGAAAUACAUAGUGUUGUGGGUUUUAAAUUUUCACAUAAAUUGUGUCUUACCCAUGUGUUUUGCCAUUUGCCUUUUCUCUUGCCAACGUGUCUAGGAGCUCUUUGGUAAAUACAGACUUUUUCAUUUUAUUUCCUCCCACAUUUCUAUGGAUGUGUCUUGCCUUUUUCUUUUUUUUUUCUUUCUUUUUUUCUUUUUUAAAAUAGCCUCUGACUCCAUGAAACCUGAAAAGGAAUCUGGUCUGUUAGGUGGAUUUCAUUAGUAUCCAAAUUUAUUUAUUUUUUUAUUUCAUUUUUUUGAGACAGUCUCGCUGUGUCACCCAGGCUGGAGUGUGGUGGCUCAGUGAUAGUUCACUGCAUCCUUGAACUCAUGGACUCAAGCAAUCCUCUUGCCUCAGCCUUCUGAGUAGCUGGGACUACAUGUGUAAGCCACCAUGCCUGGCUAAUUUUUGUAUUUUUCAUUUUUAGUAGAGAUGGGAAGUCUUGCUGUGUUGCCCAGGCUGGUCUUGAACUCCUGGCCUCAACCAUUCCUCCCACUUCAGCCUCCCAAAGUACUGAGAUUACAGAUGUGAGCCACUAGGCCCAGUCAGUAUCAUAGAAUUUAAAUGCAAGCCAAUGCUUAGACAGAAUCAGGGUCUGCUUUAAGCAUGUGAAUCAGGAAACUAGAAGGCCUCUUGUAAUGUAUUUGAAGUUCAUUACUUUUGGCUGACGGUUGACUGCUUAGUGUAUAAAAUCUAGGAGUUAACUUUAGCAGAUUCUUUUAUCAGAAUACGUUUUUUAUUGGAGGGAAGAAGGAAAAAGAGGAAAGGUAUAACUGAUGGGGAAAAGUACAAGAUAAACUAAAACAAGUCUUUAUACAACUCUGACAGCAACUCCCAUAACAGGACAUGAUGCUACCAAAAAUUCAAACUUGUAUUUGAUCUGUGCCUUUAAUAUAGAGUAAAAACAAAAGUUCCUUUUUAGAUCUCCCUUCCCUCAUCAUCCCACAUCCCUUUUUAGAGGUAACCAUUGUUAACAGUUUGGUUUGUGUCUUUAUUAUGCAGUUUUAUAUUUAUAUUUGGCCUUUGUAAAUUUUCCAUUCCCUGAAUGGAACUUCUACCCUAUAUCAAAUUCCACCCUCAACUGACCAAUUUACCAAGGCCAACUAGAAUCAUACUUCUUUUUCUGGAAGUUUUUUUUGAGACAGGGUCUUGCUUUGCCGCACAGACUAGAAUGCAGUAGCAUGAUCAUAGCUCAUUGCAGCCUCAAACUCCUGGGCUUAAGCAAUCCUCCCACCUCAGACUUCGAAGUAGCUGGUAUUACAGGUGCAUAACACCACCACCCACGCCUGGCUAAUUGUUUUGUUUUUUUUGUGGAGAUGGCUCUCACUUUGUUGCCCAGGCUGGUUUUUGAACUAGUUUCAAAGUGAUCCUCCUGCCUUGGCCUCUCAAAGUACUAGGAUAACAGUCAUGAGCCACCAUGCCCACCCUAGAAUCAUACUCUUUUAAAGCAAGUUAAAUCAGCAGUAAUAGUUCUGGAACUAGAAGUUAACUACUUACUGGACUUUUGAGAUGUAAGUUUACCAUACAUCAAGCUUAAAAACUUGUAGCGUUCUGGGAAAGUCAAGUCAAACUCUUGAAUGCUAUCCUCUGUGGAAAUAGGGUUGGGAAAGAGCAAUGUACAAGUCCAAGCUCCUUAAUACACAUAAAACUCUGGGUUGGGCUCAUCCUCUUGGUGUAUUUUCCUACUUGGAGAGCAUUACAGUGUCCAACAAUUUAUAGGAGCUUCUCUGCACUGUCAAGACUAUAGCUUAGCAUAUGUGUGCUAUGACACAAGGUUAAACGUGUGCCCCAGAACAAAUGCAUUUAUUCAUGUUUGACUUUAAAUGAAAAUUCAGAAAGCAGGUUAAGCAUAUAUGUGAGUUUAAUAAUUGUUUCUGUAUUUUAAAAAAUUUUAAAACAUUCAGCUUUUUAUGACUUUGGUUAGUUUCACUCAUUUGUUGAGUGCCUUCUGUAUGCCCAGUGCACAAACUGCUAUGUGCCCAGUGUACAUACAUGGGAGAACCAGAUAGCCAAAGUGCCUUCCUUUAUCGUUGGAACCUAGAGAUGAGCUGAUACCUGUUGCACAUAGUCCAAGAUAUAAGUAAUUUAUCUGGGGAUAUAAGGUCACCUGUGCACACAUGUUCACAUUCUGUGUUUGAUCAGAUAUGUACCUGCCAAACUUUUGGAGUGAGAUAAUUAGAAUGACAGUAGUUGAAGCUGACAGUGAAUUUGAGGUAAAGCUGGAAAGAAUGUUUUUGAAUUUUGCAAAUAAUACAUUUUCAAGCCAGAUUAAAAUUGAAUAACUUACUUUCUAGCUUCAAGGGGGUAAUUAAGUGAUCCUCUAACCCAAAUUGCUUUUCCAAAUUUUGUGGUAGCAGUGAAUAAACUGAUGCCUCCUGCUUAUUUAGACAGCAGCCAUUUUUGUUUGGUUUGGUUUGGUUUUGCGGUGAUUUUUUUUAACCUAGAAAAAAUACAAUUUAAAAAGCAAUCAUGUUGUUUUCUUUGCCUUUGACAGAUGUGGCCUUGUCACCACACAGUAAGCCAGAACACAAUCCAUUCCUGAGUCAUAGUAGGAUAGUUUGUGUAAUUCUAAAUGCACUCUCCAGUUUAAGAGUGUGGGUCCCUUUUUUUCUAUCUGAAAUUGAAGAUACAGGUCAGAAAGAUGGUUUAAUGAAUAUGAAUUUUCUAAACAUCUUUUCAGUGUCUUUUAAGGAUAUUUUUGAUAUUACAAUAUAAUAAAGUUAAAUCAUCUAGUCCUCCUGGCCCUUCUGGUUAGAAAAUAGAGCGAAAUCAUCCGUUUAAACACACACACACAAACUAUCCCAUUAGUUGGUUAUACACAAGUUACUUUCAUUCUUACUAGUUCACAAAAGGUUAGUAAAUUUAGUGAUUUAAUGAGUUCUUCAAAACAUAAAAGUCCUGUAAAGGAAAAGCUAGAGGAUGUGAGAGGAGUAAUUCAUCCCCAUCAAAAGAUUUUAGCCAAAAGUAGUGGCAUAAGAAAUUUAUUUAUGCGAAAGACAUAAUUUUGGGUGAACUUUCUUGAAGAUGGUCAGAAAGGGCAUUGUUAAAGGAAGGAGAUGGUAGAUUUUGGGUUCUGGGUUCUAGGUUCUAGGCUAAUAAUUUACUACUUUGGUAUGUUGCCUUGAGGCUGACAUUUGCUGCUCUGCUAAGACUAAAGCUGGCCCUUUCCAAUCAAAAGUGUUAAAAGCUGGCUGGGAGCCAUGGCUCAUGCCUGUAAUCCAGCACUUUGGGAGGCUGAGGUGGGUGGAUGGAUCCCUUAAACCCAGGAAUUCAAGACCAGUGUAGACAACAUGGCGAAACCCCAUCUCUAUCCAAAAAUAUACAAAAAUUAGCCAGGUGUGGUGGUGUGUGCCUGUAGUCUCAGCUACUCAGGAGGCUGAGAUGGGAGGAUUGCUUGAGCCUGGGAGUUAGAGGAUGCAAUGAGCUGAGGUCGCACCACUGCACUCCAGCCUGGACGACAGAGUGAGGCCCUGUCUCAAAAAAAGAAAAAAGAAAAAAAAAAGUUAAAAGUUGUGGCAUGGUGGCUCACGCCUGUAAUCCCAGCACUUUUGGAGGCUAAGGCAGGUGGACCACCUGAGGUCAGGAGUUCGAGACCAGCCUGGCCAACAUGGUGAAACCCUGUCUCUACUAAAAACAAAACAAAACAAAACCAUAUAUAUAUUAUAUAUAUAUAUAUAUAUAUAUUUUUUUUUUUUUUUUUUUUUUUUUUUUUGAGACGGAGUCUCGCUCUGUCCCAGGCCAGAGUGCAGUGGCGCUAUCUCGGCUCACUGCAAGCUCCGGCUCCCGAGUUCACACCAUUCUCCUGCCUCAGCCUCCCGAGUAGCUGGGACUACAGGCGCCCGCCACCACGCCUGGCUAAUUUUUUGUAUUUUUUUGGUAGAGAUGGGGUUUCACCGUGUUAGCCAGGAUGGUCUCUAUCUCCUGACCUUGUUAUCCGCCCGCCUCGGCCUCCCAAAGUGCUGGGAUUACAAGCGUGAGCCACCGAGCCCAGCUAUAUUUAUAAAUUUAUAUAUAUUUCAUAUAUAUAUUAUAUAUAUAUAAAAUUAACCGGGCAUGGUAGUGAGCCCCUGUAAUCCCAGCUACUUGGGAGGCUGAGGCAGGAGAAUUGCUUGAACCCAGGAGACGGAGGUUGCAGUGAGCAGACCUGGUGCCACUGGACUCCAGCCUCGGUGACAGAGUGAGACUCUGUCUCAAAAAAAAAGUUAAAAGUUGUUAACUAGAUGUCGAAUUAUUUUCAUAGUAAUCACCAUGUGUAAGCAAUUCUCAUCUGUGGAAUGUUUGACAGGGAUAAGAUUAUUGAAAAUUGGGGGGAAUUUUCUUAAAUAUGGAACUAAGAGCUAAAGAGUUCAAUGAUGAUUAAGACCACUAGUCUGGCAAGUGACUUUUAUUUGUCCUUUUCUAUUGAUAAUGAAUUCUAGGAAUAUGGAUGGAUUUCAUUAGAGAAAUAAAAAUGAGCAAGAUUUGUGAUUCAGAAUAUUAAAAGUUAAGAAUCCAUGAAUAGCCCCUUAAAAAUAUUGUCAAAGCAUCAUGGUAUUUGUAGUGGUGCUUAAAAAAGAAGCAGCAGCAGCUGUUCUAAGCCAAGCACUGCUUGAAAACAAAACAAAACAGAACAAAACCUUAUAUUUAAUAAAAUGGAGAAAUUUGGGAAUGUCCCUAGCGUAAUAAUGCCUUCUACUGACAUUUAAAGUCAGCUUAAACAUCAUUAGGGAAGACUAUGACUGUUUCUAUGACCUCUAGUCACAAAUUUAACUAAUUUAAGGUUAACUAAUACCUCUUUCAGAGUUGGGCAAAAGAAGAAAAAAAAAGCCUUUAUUUGUGAUCAGUAAAUUAUAAAUUACACAGAAGCUUCCAGCUACCUGGUAUUUGCAUGAAGAAUUCUAAAUUUUUUAUAUGCCAUAAUUUUUAGUAAUGCUGUCCUUGAAUUCACUUACAUCUCUGCUCUGGUUUUUUGAAGCUCAUUAGGAUGAUACCUGUCAUCUCUUGGAAACACUGGAACUAGAGAACUGGAGGUGUUCACCCCCAUUUUUUGCUACAUUGUUGAAAACUGAGUAGAAUUUUGUGUCCAAAAAUCCUUAGUCUGUGAUGGAAUUUUUUAAAGUAUAUGUGAAGUUUUUUACUUCUUCAGUUUUUCAAGAUAAUUUUGCUGUUUUUGCUUUUUAUUUAUUUGCAACUAGAAAUUGCAUGUGCCAGUUACUUAAUUUAAUACAUCUAAUGGGAGAUUCAAAGCAAACCAUUAAAACUACCAUAUAAACUCAAAUGAAAUUUUAUGACAUUCUAAUGUACAUACUCGCCAAGAAAUGCUACAAGGAGCCUCUCUGCAAAUGCCUGAUGGGGCACUCUGAGAAUUAAACAGGAAAUGGACAGGAAAAGAGGCAAAGCAUAGAAUAGCCUCUGUGGUAUACACACAGACAAUGUAAAAUCCAAGAAAUAUAAGGUCCAAGGAGGAAUUGGUUAUUGAAGUAGAGAACCUCAUCAUGAGAUUUGAGAAUAGCUUUAGAGUUACUCUUGGGAUAGUGUCUCAUGGCCCUGUGAGGGAACUCUACAAAUUUUAUCCAUUUUGCUGGGCAGUUUUAAGAGCUACUUUUUGUCUGUACUUUCCUUAAUUUUCAUAUUAUUUCUAGCUUUUACUUCAUCUUAUGAAAGAUUAACUUAGAGGUUAGAAUGCUUACAUUUGCAAAUAGCCUGAGGAAUAAAUAUGUGCUUUAUCAAAGUGGAACUUCUGAUUUUCUGUAAUAUUAGGAUGGACAUGUGUCUGGCUUAUCCUUCCUAUCUAGGAAACUGGUGUCAUUAGGAAAUACGUUAACAUAAGAUCCCUGACUAUAAAGUAAGACUUAUUAUCUUGUAUAGUUUGUAGCAUUUAAUCUUCUAUUUCAGUGAUUGGUUUGGAUCUACUUAAUUUUAAGCUUUACUGGUCAUUUGUCCCCCUCAUGUUGUACCUAAUAAGUGUGUAGUUUUUAAGUGAAAUCAUACAUAAUUUCAAGGAAACUGCUAGAGACAAUGUUGAGUAUCAUCAAGAACAUUUAAUCAAACCUGUUGACUAAGAGCUUUAGUUUGGCUUACAAUUUCAUAUGUAAAUCCAAGAAAAAGACUUGUAAGCUAAAAAGCCUGUUUCGUUCGGAAAAAAAAGUACAUAACAUUUUAAAGAUUUGUGAGAGGAAAAAAGCAUUAGAUGCGAUAGAAUGGAAUAAUCUCUUUUUAGAAGUAAAUUAGUUUUUAUUUCAUUUGUGGGUGGUAUUGAGAAAAGUGGUGGAAAUAAAUACAUUGAGCAGAUUCAGAAUUUAAUAGACACUUCGUGUUUCCAUUUUCAUAAUGGGGGUUAGUCAUAAACCAUUCUAUGUGGAGCAUUUUACAGGGGCUCUGAAAGGUAUACAAAAUGUACUACUAUAAUUAAUGUCCUCAAGGAACUUAAAAACCUAUUGGAAGAUUUAUUUAACAGAGGUAAGAGAAUUUGGACCCAUUAAAAAUGGAGGAAAAGGUAAAGUUAGUAUUUGUAGAUGAUAGUGCAAAGCUUAAAAGGGUCAACUGAAAGUCUCUUAAAACGAAUACAGUCACUGGGUAUAAAAUUCAUCACAGAAAUAAAAAGCUUUCAUUUAUAAAAACAACAGCCAGUUAGAAGAUAUAAUAGAAGAAAAGGCCCCAUUUAAAGUAAGACCAAAGGAGAGAAGAUACCUAGGAAUAAACAAGUUAUAUGCGUGACCACAAAACCAAAACUUUGUAUUUCACAUGAAAAUAAAUUCAAACACAUGGAGAUGCAUAUCAUAUUCUUGGAUAGGAAGACAACAUACACAUUUCAGUUCUCUAAAUUGAAUGCAAUCCCAAUAAAAAUAUAAGGAUUAAAAAAAAAAAAAACUAGAUCGCUGAUUCCAAAGUUUCUUUGAGGAAAAAAAAAAAAAAAAGCAAGACUAGCCAGGAAAACUGAAAAAACAAUGAGGAAAGACUGGCCUUAUGAAAUAUUUAAACAAGAGAGCUCCAAUAAUUAAAACAGUCUGGAACUGGCAUAUGACUAGACAGAUCAUUCAAGCAGAAGGAAAAUGAACCCAGAUAUGGGAAUUUAGUGGAGGAGAAGUGAUGUUUCAGCUCAGUGGGGAAAAUAUGGUUUAUUCAUUAAAGGUAGUAGGACACUUGGGUAGCUAUAGAGAACAAAGCUGGAUUCAUACCUCAUAAACCAAAAUGCAUUCCAGUUUAAAUAUGAAAACUGAAAUGUUUAAAGUACCCAAAGAGGUUGUCAGAGAAUUUUUAAAGAUUUUAGUGUGGUAAAGGAUUUCCUGAAUUUGAUAUAAAAUUUGGAAUAGAAUUUACAAUAAGAAAUGAUAAUGUUUUCACUAUAAAUUUGUAACAAUAAAUUAUUAUUAUUUUUGAGAUGGAGUCUCACUCUAUUGCCCAGGCUAGAGGGCAGCGGCAUGAUCUUGGCUCACUGCAACCUCUGCCUCCCAGGUUCAAGCAAUUAUUCCUACCUUAGCCUCCCAAGUAGCUGGGACUACAGGUGUGCACCACCACACCUGGCUAAUUUUUGUAUUUUUAGUAGAGAUGGCGUUUCACAGUGUUGGCCAGUCUGGUCUUGAAUUCCUGACCUCAAGUGAUCUGCCCACCUCGACCUGCCAAAGUGCUGGGAUUAUAGGUGUGAGGCACCAUGCCCAACAUAUAACAAUAAAUUAUAUCACUAUAUAAAAUAAAUUCCUCACAGCAAAAAACCACCAUAAGCAUAGUCUAAAGAAAAAUGACAAAUUUGGAAAAAAUAUUUUCAAAUCAUAUCAUGCAUUGCUUAAUUUAUAAAGAACACCUAGAAAUGAAAAAGUCCAAUGAUCCAAAAAGAAAAAGGUACAAAAUUGUAAACAGUUUUCACAGAAAAGAAUAAAAUGAUUCAAGCCGGAAAAAAAGUUCAACUUUAUUACUAAGAGAAGUAUAAGACAAAACUAUACUGAGAUACCAGUUUUUUAACCUAUUAAUCAAGAAAGACUUUUUAGUUUUAUAAAACAUUGUAAUAUUCUAGAUAUUAUUGGUAAGAAUGGAGGGAACAAGUAUUUUUGCUGAUAGAGGGGUAAACUGGAACAACCGCUAAGGAUGACAGUGAAUUCUGAAUUUAUUUACCCAAUGUACUCUUCAAGUUGCAGAGGCUGAGAAAUUAUUAAACUGUUACCCAGAACUUUUUAUGCAGAUGGGGGGGCAGUCUGAAUGCUAAUUAAGUUUUCUCAACUAUAUGCUCUCUCCUCAUGAUUUGAAAGGCAAAAGUGAAGCAGAGGCCAAGUUUUGAAGUUCUUGAAUGUUACGAGGUAGUGAAAAACGUUUCCAUGCAGCAGUGAUCAAGUGUCUAUCGUUCAGCUUCCUGAAUAUGGAUAGGCUGUGGUGGUGGCAGCAGCUUCUUAAUCUGACAUUCCAACCCCUAGAUUGUGGUGUUACAUCUUCUUUCUCCAGCUUCCCAGGAGUGAAAGGUUGUAGUGGCUGGCCUCUGGUUCCCAGCAGGGCUCCAUGGUGACCAGAGGUUGUAGUUCCCCCAGUGAAUCAUGUUUGUGUCACUGUGGGAUUCAUUCCCAUAGGCUCAACUUAGAUUCCUAAACCCUGCUCCUUCAACCCUUCCAGUAACUUUAUAAGCACCAAAUUCCAUUUAAAAAGUGCCUUCCUGUUUAAAAUAUCUAUAAUGGCUUCUGUUUCCUGCAUUGAAAGCUGACUGAUCUGGAGGGCAAUUGGGCAACAGCAAUCAAAAUUGUCUUUUCUUUUGACCUAGCAGUUUCACUUCUUGGAAUAUAUCCUGUAAAUAUGCUUAUGUAUGAAGGAAAUGAGUUUGUACAACGUUUUUCAAUGCAGUAUUGUUUGUAAAUUGACACCAGUAGGGGAAUAGUAAAAUCAAUUACUAUGCAUGCAUAUAAUAAAAUUUUAGGUAGCUAUAAAAAAGAGAAUGAGAAAGCUUUGCAUAUUUAAAAGAAACCAUCAACAGGAAUAUUAAGUUUUUAAAAAAAGCCAGGGCAGAACAGUCUGUAUACUGUAUAUUUUAAAAUUGAACAAGUAUAGUAGACAAUUGAAGUAUAGUAAAGAUAAAAUUAAUUGCACAGGCCAGGCACAGUGGUUCACACCUGUAAUCCCAGCAUUUUGGGAGGCCAAGAUGGGCGGAUCAUAUGAGGUCAGGAGUUCAGGACCAGCCUGGCAAAUACGGUGAAAUCCCAUCUCUACUAAAAAUACAAAAAUUAGCCGGGUGUGGUGGCAAGCAACUAUAAUCCUAACUACUUGGGAGGCUGAGGCAGGAGAAUUGCUUGAACCCGGGAGGCGGAGGUUGCAGUGAGCCAAGAUCAUGCCCCUGUACUCCAGCCUGAGCAACAGAGUGAGACUCUAUCUCAAAAAAAAAAAAAAAAAAAUUAAUUGCACAUGAAGUAUACAAGUUCGAUCUGUGAAACCACCAUCACAGUGAAGAUAAUUAACACAUCCAUCAUUCCACAAAAUUUCCUUACACUUUCUUGUAAUCCCUUCUCCCUCCCAUUCCUGCUUUCUUUAAACUAUAGUUUAGUUUGAAUUUUCUAUAAUUUUAUAUAAAUAAAAUCAUAUAACAUGUA
This is a messenger RNA of Homo sapiens (human), 15558 nucleotides long. It is a transcript of the gene RAB21, whose product is annotated as RAB21, member RAS oncogene family. Gene Ontology annotation, molecular function: GTP binding; G protein activity; GTPase activity. Lineage: Eukaryota; Metazoa; Chordata; Mammalia; Primates; Hominidae. The transcript is spliced from 7 exons. Gene Ontology annotation, biological process: regulation of axon extension; positive regulation of dendrite morphogenesis; Rab protein signal transduction. The record is from RefSeq and is marked reviewed. Gene Ontology annotation, cellular component: axon cytoplasm; cleavage furrow; endoplasmic reticulum membrane. The coding region runs from base 268 to 945 and encodes 225 amino acids.